UUUACGAUUUAUAACAAUUUGUUUUCAGGACUGAGCUGUGGACACAGUUCGAGAGACUCAAAAAUAACUUGAGCAAACCUAAUAUCUGUAAAAAAUGACGUGAACAUGGGUACACGAGAUUCAAAAUGGAGAAAUACAUGUCCACGCGAUAGUAUUCGAAUCGACGCCAUUGGUACCAAAAUUUUCAAGUUCCAUAGAUACCAUGACGCGUCACUCCAGGAAUUGUACGGCGGGAACAGUAUACUCGUACCACGAACGACAGAAGGACACAAGUCAGUCAGGCUAUGGUUCAAAGAAGUCCAGACUCGGUAAAGACUCCAUUAAGGAUUUUGACUGUUGCAAUCUUACACUACAACCUUGCCGAAACCCAGUUGUAACACAAGAAGGCUAUCUCUAUGACAAAGAAGCUAUUCUAGAAUAUAUUCUGAAGCAGAAAAAGGAAAUUGCUCGUAAACAGAAAGAAUAUGAAAAACAGAAGAACAGAGAAAAGGAAGAACUUGCGGAGUUGGCUAAAGCUGAAAACGAGGCAAAGAAAAAUGAAUUCAUGAAGGCAAAUUCUCAAGCUCCAGUUGCUAAACAGAUGGGAGAUGGGCCAUCUACUUCAAGUAUUAGCAAUAUGCAAGAGGGUAAAAACAAAGAUCUUCCAAGCUUUUGGAUCCCGUCCAUGACCCCAGCAGCAAAUGCCACGAAAAUGGACAGACCUGAUGAAAAAGUCCGAUGUCCCAUGAGUGGAAAACCAAUCAAACUAAAAGACCUGUUUCCAGUUCAUUUUACUCCCAUCAAAGACCGUGAUGACAAAACAGCUUUAAUUGCAAAACAGGCCAGGUUUGUUUGCGCAGUAACAAAUGAUGUCCUAGGGAACUCUGUGCCAUGUGCUGUGUUAAAAACAUCGGGGAGUGUGGUAACUCUUGACUGUGUAGAAAAGCUUUUGAAGAAAGACAUGCUUGAUCCGAUAAACAACAAACUCAUGAAGGACUCUGACAUCAUUCAGCUAAAGGGAGCAUCUGGAUUUUCUGGAUCUGGACAUCAACUGGAGGUCAAGAAGGACGGAGCUGCAAUCAUGGCCUAGUUCUGUUUGUAGCUGGAGUGUGAGGACUAUGCUGUAGUGUAAGAUGUGACAAAGGAGAGGCUACCAUUUCUGUAUUCUUCACUUUACAUUAAUUCUGUGGAGUCAAAAUGAGGUUUUAUAUAGUUGUUCUGGACAAACCAAUUUGCAUUACCUUGUAUGCAUUUUAGACAUGCAUAUGUAUAUGGCAAUUCAUGGGGUUUGUCAAUCAAACAAACUUCGUAAUUAGUAAUUACCUACUUAAUUUACCGCCAGCUAUAAUUACCACCUCACCUUGAAAAUGUGGGGGAACUCUAGGAAUCUCAUUGUCCAUUAUUCUACUUUCUGUCAUCACAUUCCUUGUAACAUGAUAUAUCAAAUAUAUCGUACAUAUGUUGUUGAAGACACCUAGAGAUAGUGGGAUCAUGAGGUCAAGGUCACAACAAAGCUUUGUAUGUUGACUAUACAUGUAUUUUCUUUGUCAAAAUAUCAGUUCACUGUUGAAAAGUCUUCAACAUAGACCUUUCACAUUUCCAACAUACAUGUACAUGUAGGUAGUUCAACGAAAUUAUAGAAGAAAGACAUAUACAUACUUUGUGGUCUAAGGUCAAGGUCACAGGAGACCUGCAAUUUAAGAUUGAUAUUGUAUCAUUAUGACAAUAUUUUGAAAUGUAUUCAACAUACAGCUUUAAUAUGAUACAGAAAAUUAGUAACUGUUGUUUAUCAAAGGAAGCUGCCUAAUAAAGUGGCUGUAUGUGGAUUUGGUAUCACUUUCAUUGUGACAGCAAUAUCUGGAACAGUUUACAGCAAUAUCUGGAACAGUUUACAGCAAUAUCUGGAACAGUUUUCAACAAAAAGCUUUAUCAUUAGAGGAAGACACCAAUAGGUAGUUUGGUCUUAAGGUCAAGGUUACAGCAGACCUUCCCAUUAUGUUUACUACAACAUUUGACAUGUGACGUUCUCUGCAGGGCUUUCAGUGACUGAGUCAGUUUUCUGGUUAAUUCUUAGGAAUGGUGUGGAUGGCCAGUUUUGUUGAAUUGUUUGAAUUUAUGAUGAACAUGCAUAAAAUGAUAUUUUUGAAAGGUUUAUGAUACUGUUUCUGAUGGAAACAAUAUUGUGUCUUAGUCUGUUAUAUUAAGUAUAUAGGAGGUUCUGCUGAAAGGAAUUAACAUUUAAUUUAAUUGUUUUAUGUUAUCACAACAGCAUAUAUGUCAACAUUAGUAUUGAAGAGAAAAAUUGCAAACUCAGUUCUGUAUGCAAGUAAAUAUAAACACUUAACAAAAGGAUGUUUAGAAAUUUGUAGUGAAAAUUUCACAAUUACUGUGUGGUAAAUAUUUUUCAUUUCAUAGACAAAAUUUAAGGAUAUUAAAUGUUCUAUAUCUAUAUAGCUGAAUUUGUUACAUUAAUUUCAUGUAAGCCUUUGAAACAAAGUGUGACAUGUUGAUGUGGGUAAUUUUUGUCAAAUGUUUGUAAAUAAAUAAAUUCUUAUCGAACUCUU
Messenger RNA from Ostrea edulis (European flat oyster), 2543 nucleotides. Its product is annotated as nitric oxide synthase-interacting protein-like. The transcript is spliced from 11 exons. Gene Ontology annotation, molecular function: ubiquitin protein ligase activity. The record is from RefSeq and is a predicted model, not a curated record. The coding region runs from base 203 to 1069 and encodes 288 amino acids. Lineage: Eukaryota; Metazoa; Mollusca; Bivalvia; Ostreida; Ostreidae. Gene Ontology annotation, cellular component: nucleus.